Messenger RNA from Thamnophis elegans (Western terrestrial garter snake), 1701 nucleotides. RefSeq names its product solute carrier family 35 member C2 (gene SLC35H1). NCBI's taxonomy places the organism in Eukaryota, Metazoa, Chordata, Lepidosauria, Squamata, Natricidae. Gene Ontology annotation, cellular component: cis-Golgi network; Golgi apparatus; endoplasmic reticulum-Golgi intermediate compartment. Gene Ontology annotation, biological process: UDP-glucose transmembrane transport. Gene Ontology annotation, molecular function: antiporter activity. The record is from RefSeq and is a predicted model, not a curated record.
CGAUGGCUGGGGCUGGGGCGGCGGGGCGGGCGGCGGCGCUGGUGCUGCUCUACUACGGCUUCUCCAUCGGCAUCACCUUCUACAACAAGUGGCUCAUGCAGAGCUUCGCCUUCCCGCUGUUCAUGACGCUGCUGCACCUGCUGGUCAUCUUCGUGCUCUCGGGGUUGGCCAGGCGCUGCUUCCGCCGCUGCUGCCACUCCGCCGCCGCCGGCCGCGCCCUCCUGCCCUGGCCCGCCUACCUGCGCCAGGUGGCCCCCACAGCGCUCUCCACCGCCCUGGACGUGGGGCUGAGCAACUGGAGCUUCCUCUACAUCACCGUCUCCCUCUACACCAUGACCAAGUCCUCGGCCGUCCUCUUCAUCCUCCUCUUCUCGCUGGUCUUCAAGCUGGAGGAGCCGAGAGCCGCCCUGGUGCUGGUGGUGCUGCUCAUCGCGGGGGGGCUCUUCCUGUUCACCUACAAAGCCACCCAGUUCGACACCGAAGGCUUCGCCUGGUGCUGGGCGCCUCCUUCCUGGGGGGCGUGCGCUGGACCCGGACCCAGAUCCUCCUGCAGAAGGACGAGUUGGGCCUCCAGAACCCCAUCGACACCAUGUUCCACCUGCAGCCGGCCAUGUUUCAGCCUCUUCCCCCUCUUUGCCGUGUUUGAAGGUCUCCCCUUGUCUGCGUCAGAGAAGCUGUUCCGCUUCCAGGAGGGGCGGCUGCUGCUGGAGCUGCUGGGGAAGCUGGUGCUGGGCGGGGUGCUGGCCUUCGGGCUGGGCUUCUCCGAGUUCCUCCUGGUCUCCAGGACCUCCAGCCUCACCUUCUCCAUUUCGGGGAUCUUCAAGGAAGUCUUCACCCUCUUCCUGGCCGCCCACCUGAUGGGAGACCAGCUCUCUCCCCUGAACUGGCUGGGCUUUGUCGUCUGCCUGCUGGGCAUCUCUCUGCACGUGUCCCUGAAGGCCCUCGGGGGGCCAAGCGGCACAAAGCACCCCCAGGGGCCUGGCUCCGCUGCAGACCUGGAGCUUCUGCUGCUGCUGGAUUCCCCGGAGGAGGAGGAGAAGCAGGAGGAGGAGGCGGCCGGGAGUGCCCCUCUGCUCUGAGCCACCCCUGGGGUGCUGCUGGGGGAUGGGGGGGGAUGGAUUGCUGGCUGGGGCAGAGAGUUUGGGGAGGGAGGGGGCUGGGCAGCAGGGCUGCUUCCGCCCCUCUCCCAGCCUUUGGUCGGCCUCGUGCCCCAGACUGACCGGGCCAGAAGGGUCAGGCCCUGGGGAGGCCUCCCGUACUGAGCACGCCUUACUACCUGGCACCUCGGCAAUGACUGCGGACGGCGAGGGCGGCUGCUUGGAAGGAGGGUUGGGCACCUGCCAGGAAAACCUGUGGCGGAGAUGCUUCGACGGGUCGGAAGUGCCCCAGAAGAGGGCGGCCUCCCUUUCCCUCCGGUGACCCCCCCUGGGGGAGACGUUGCUGUGGCCCAGGCCAGGAGGGCACCUGCGCCAAGAUGCCCCUGAGCAUUCAAGAGGAAGAGGACUCCGGGAGUGAUGGCCGGCCUGGAAAGGGGCAGCCAGGGGGCUGGACCUGCGUGCAGGGAAGAGCUCCCCUGGUACGACAGCCGGAUGCCCGUCUCGGGUGGCCUAGACUGAAGUGCCCACCUUAGUGAGGGCCCAGGGCAGAGGGAGGCGGGGCCUUGGUGGGCUCCCCUGCUGCAGGAAUCUAUGGGGCCAAAAG